Anopheles stephensi (Asian malaria mosquito) is the source of this 3238-nucleotide messenger RNA. RefSeq names its product odorant receptor coreceptor (gene Orco). Gene Ontology annotation, molecular function: olfactory receptor activity; odorant binding. The coding region runs from base 1371 to 2858 and encodes 495 amino acids. Lineage: Eukaryota; Metazoa; Arthropoda; Insecta; Diptera; Culicidae. Gene Ontology annotation, biological process: sensory perception of smell; detection of chemical stimulus involved in sensory perception of smell. Gene Ontology annotation, cellular component: plasma membrane. The record is from RefSeq and is a predicted model, not a curated record. The transcript has 9 exons.
UUACGGCCGUUACGCGCAAUGUGUCAACAAAACGCUAAAAAGGUCUUAAAGGAUGUUCUUGUUUUUCCACGGGUGUCUCGCACUUAAGCACCAAAGCAGCAACUGCGGACGGGCCUUUGGGAUUGAUGGACGGAAUGGCUUCAUAAAAAUGGCCUAAAACAACUUCCCGCGGCCGUGGGGUUGUUUUUAGCUUGAUUCACGCUUCCAAAGCUAAUUGAAACUAGACGCUAGCGAUGGCGGAGCGUUACAGGAUCGAAAACAUAUAAAUUUUCCACGUAUGGCUCUUGGUUUUUGUUUUUUUGUUGUCUGGCGAACUUUAUUACGCUGUAGAAAGGCUGUAAAAAUCCUGCUCCAGGGCGAAAGUGGCCUCAAACAAAGCGCACAAUGCCGCUAGCAUGAUGCUGCUGGUGUUCGCUUGAUGGAGCCGCCCAUCAAGCGAGCUACUAAUAAAACCAUUUCUGGAGGCAAUUUCCCACAGCAGAUGUAAUGAAUAAGCACGAAUUUUUCCCCUGCUGAUUGCAUACAUUCAGGCGCAAAUACCAAGUAUGCAAUCUGGUGUAAUAAAGCGUCUAACACGCCAUGCAAUUUUCAUGACAAAAUUACAUUGUUCGCUGCGCUUUUUAUCUCUUGCGGUGCUUAUCAACACGAAUUGAUGGCGUAGCAAGCAAGAUACAGCUCGUUUGGAAAGAAAAACUUAUCAGCAAUGUAACACGAACACACACGCGUAAGAAAAUCAUACUUUCUCCCGAUCAUUAAAAAAUCAUUCACAAAGUUUUUGUCCCACACGACAACGGAAAAUACUUUAUCGUUAUUGAUUCUCAAAUGUGAUUUUCUUACUCUGAUAACAGGGAAAGACAAACGCGCGAUGGAAAAGGGGACACUUUUUUUUGUCUUGCGUACGUGCUCCCCACUGAACCGUACACGAUGGAAUAUGAGCUUGGAGAAAACCUUUAAAGCAUUAUCGAGUGCCGUCGAGGUUUUGCCAUCGCUUUGUUUUAGCUUUUCGUGCGUCCGUGAGUGGUUCAUCAAACGUUUAAGAUUAUUGUUUGGUAAACAUUGAUCAAUGGACAAUCGAUCAAGCCCGAUAUGCACUGUGCAAACCCUUCCACGGGCAAGCAAGCGCAGCAAGCGCAACCCCGGUGAGCCUUUUCCACUUUGAUGAUGAUGAGGAGAUGAUUUUCACAGGAUUGCCGAAGGGUGUCGUCAAAUGGGCGGGAGGUGGGUUGGUCGGAUGGUAAUCAGCACGGUACACAGCGCUGAUUGCAAAAUCUAUCCAAACAAUGAUUAGAUGAAAGGAUUUCCGGACCUUCGAGCCAGUCCCGUGCCGGCCGACAAGUACGUCGGUACGCUGAACCUGAACCCUGUUGUGCAUGGUCCAUGCCGGCAAGCAUCGCGUGGAACCGGCCAGUGCCAUCACCAGCAUGCAAGUUCAACCGACCAAAUAUGUCGGCCUGGUGGCUGACCUUAUGCCGAACAUUCGGUUGAUGCAGGCGAGCGGCCACUUUCUGUUUCGCUACGUCACCGGUCCGAUCCUGAUCCGGAAGGUGUACUCCUGGUGGACGCUCAUCAUGGUGCUGAUGCAGUUUUUUGCCAUCCUCGGCAAUCUCGCGUCGAAUGCGGACGACGUGAACGAGCUGACCGCCAACACGAUCACGACCCUGUUCUUCACGCACUCGGUCACGAAGUUCAUCUACUUUGCGGUCAACUCGGAGAACUUUUACCGCACGCUCGGCAUCUGGAACCAGACCAACUCGCACCCGCUGUUUGCCGAAUCGGACGCACGCUACCAUUCGAUCGCGCUUGCCAAGAUGCGAAAGCUGCUGGUCCUGGUGAUGGUCACCACUAUCCUGUCGGUUGUAGCCUGGGUUACGAUAACGUUUUUCGGCGAAAGCGUCAAAAAUGUGCUCGAUAAGGAAACGAACGAGACGUACACGGUGGAGAUACCCCGGCUGCCCAUCAAGUCCUGGUAUCCGUGGAAUGCUAUGAGCGGACCGGCGUACAUUUUCUCCUUCAUCUACCAGAUUUACUUCCUGCUGUUUUCGAUGGUCCAGAGCAAUCUCGCGGAUGUGAUGUUCUGUUCCUGGCUGCUGUUGGCCUGCGAGCAGCUGCAACACUUGAAGGGCAUUAUGCGACCGCUGAUGGAGCUUUCCGCCUCGCUGGACACCUACCGGCCCAACUCGGCGGCACUGUUCCGCGCAAUUUCAGCCGGCUCCAAAUCGGAACUGAUCAUCAACGAAGAGAAGGACCCCGACGUUAAGGACUUUGAUCUGAGCGGCAUCUACAGCUCGAAGGCCGACUGGGGCGCCCAGUUCCGUGCGCCGUCCACGCUGCAAACGUUCGACGAGAAUGGCAGGAACGGAAAUCCGAACGGGCUUACCCGGAAGCAGGAAAUGAUGGUUCGCAGCGCUAUCAAGUAUUGGGUCGAGCGGCACAAGCACGUCGUACGGCUCGUUUCGGCCAUCGGUGAUACGUACGGACCCGCCCUGCUGCUGCACAUGCUGACCUCCACCAUCAAGCUGACGCUGCUCGCCUACCAGGCAACCAAAAUCGACGGUGUCAACGUGUACGGAUUGACCGUAAUCGGAUAUUUGUGCUACGCGCUGGCUCAGGUUUUCCUGUUCUGCAUCUUCGGCAAUCGGCUCAUCGAGGAGAGCUCAUCCGUGAUGGAGGCGGCCUACUCGUGCCACUGGUACGAUGGGUCCGAGGAGGCAAAAACCUUCGUCCAGAUCGUAUGCCAACAGUGCCAGAAGGCGAUGACUAUUUCCGGUGCCAAGUUUUUCACCGUUUCACUCGAUCUGUUUGCCUCGGUUCUCGGAGCCGUCGUCACCUACUUCAUGGUGUUGGUACAGUUGAAGUAAACAACUGGACACCGGGUUUUUUUUUAUUGCUCUUUGCUCUCUACAGACACACUUCUGCUACGAUGGUUUACAUACUGUUAACACCGAAACGAUCUGUUACGUGCAUACUAUCUGUAAAAUUAUUUGCUUUUAGACGGGAUGAGAUGACGAUCCGAUGCGAAGUUGCUACCAGCGUUGAUUGGUUUUAGUACAAAGAAAAGCUGGGAAAAAAGUGGACAAGGACAAGUUUUUUUAUUUGGAGUGAAGGAUAGACCAGGGAAAAGUCAAAUGUGUGCGAAUCGCUCUCAUCAAGCACGAUGUAUGUGCCUUACCAGACAUGCAAUUAUGAUAGUAGUGACAACAAUAAAGAGUACAAAUGGUUCUUAACGCGCACCCCCUUA